UUAGUGAAAACACAGUUUUCCCUCUAAAGUGUUAUUACUUCGAAGUACCCGUCUUCCUUUGCAAUAUAAGACACGACGGUGUUCGGUGUUGCAGCACUAACGUUAGUCAAAGUCCGGAGCUGAACACGUUGCACGCGAAUCUUUUGGGGGUUUUAUCAGCAGCUAGCUCAAAACCGUCCGCUGAUGCCGUCUUUAGGAAUUCCUGCUGUUUUCGUAUUCGCACAUUUUUAGUUUUCAUCUUCACUUCACGCAUUGAACAUUCCCUCACAUUCAAUUAUUUUUUUCCAGCUAGAUUUCAUCAAUGGAACAAUAAAAUGGCUUUCUUGACGCUUUGUAUUUUGUUUUUGAUGGCGGCAGGGCCAUCAGCAGGUGGUAGCAUACCAGAUGCUGCCCAUGUUAGCCUUACUAGCCCUGGGGAUGUCAUCCUUGGGGCAUCAUUGCCAAUGCACGGAUGGUUCUCCGGAUCCGGGCCUCCGUGCAGCGGCUCGCUCGGUCGUUGGGGCAACGAGGUGGCUGCCUUGCUUAGGUUCGCCAUCGAAGAGAUCAACAAUCGCACCGAUCUCUUGCCCAAUGUCACCAUCGGCUACGACAUUCGCGACAACUGCUACUCGGAGACCCUGUCGGUGUGGACGGCGCUCAGCCUGGCAAGCACAUCCGAGAGACCCCAGGAGGAUGUCGAGUUCACCAAGAUCAGUCCGGCGGAGUACGGGAAUCUUUUCUGCAUCAUAGGAACUCAAUCGAGUGCCACUACAAUUCCGACGGCGCAGGCCGCCAGCCUGUAUCGCAUCCCUGUCAUCUCUCCAUUCGCAACAAGCAACGAACUCAGCGACAAGCGCCGGUUCCCCUAUUUUCUCCGCACGGUCCCUCCGGACAGCCUGCAGGCAAAAGCCAUCGCCGAUAUUCUUCUACAAUUUGGAUGGAAGUACGUCGGUCUGUAUUUCCAGUUGAAUACCUACGGAAUUCACGGAGCUCAGGCCUUGCUAGACCUCGCAGAGCUGCACGGCAUAUGUGUCGCUUUUUCCGUUCCCGUUCGGUCUCCGGGAACCAAGGCGGAGCUCUACGACGCCGUCAGUAGACUAGCUGCCUUCCCCAAAGCGCGAGUUGUGGUCAUUAUAAGUGAGGUCACAGCUGCAGGCAGCAUCGUCAGAACAAUCGAGGAACUCUUCGGUAUACCUCACAAUAUAACAUUUGUUGGCAGCGAUGCCUGGGCAUUUCCGAGUACAAUGCAUGCUAACCAUGGCGUCGAUCUGCGGGGACUGCAAGGUAGCAUUUAUGUGCAGCUUAAAUACAAUCAAAUUCCUGGUUUCGAAGAAUACUUCCGCUAUAUAGAGACAAGAGACGUAACAUUCUCCUCGUGGUUUCAGGGUUUCAAGGAUAAAUGGAUGAAGGACAAUCAGUGCUCCGAUAUCGCUCUUUGUCCGAUAAGAAUUGCAGCCAAUGACAACUUUUUGGUGGAUGCUGUUUAUGCAUUCGCGUACGGCCUGCAAGACUUGUUGCGCGAUCGAUGUAACGACACCACCGACUGUAAUUCCACGAUUCAGGCUAUAAGAGGACAGGAUUUUCUACCCUACUUACUGGGUCUCCGAUUCCAAGGACUUGCCGGGAAGUACGUUUUCGAUGUAAACGGUAAUCCCGGCGGAAAGUACAAAAUACUUAACUACCAGUUCCAAGACGAUGUCUUUCAAGUGGUUAGACUUGGAGAAUGGGAGGCAUCAGAGGACAGACGACUUGACGUGAAUUUAUCGGCUAUUCAGUGGGUCGGAGGGUCACGAGACCCUCCUGCCUCGCUAUGCCGAGAGAUCUGCACAUCGGGUCACAUCGAGGUACCGUUGGAGGAAAAAUGCUGCUUCGGUUGUCAACAAUGUCCAAACAACGCCAUUGUUCAAAACAACCUAUGCGAACAAUGCCCAGUGGAUGAGUGGCCAGAUGCUAGUUUUCAAGUUUGCCGUCCGAUUGUGCCGACGCCUCCAAGUUGGAGCGAGCCCACAGUGGUUUCCAUCCUGAUCCUUUCAGGCCUCGGACUGGUCCUGUCCCUUCUUGCAGCGCUGGGACUCUUCCACUACCGGCACCACGUGCUAAUCAAAGCCGCCAGCCGUGAGCUGAGCAGCAUCAACAUCUUGGGCCUCACUCUAGCCUUCCUUGCUCCAUUCCCGCUUCUCGUACCACCUACAGCUGUCUCUUGCCGUGCCUCGGAGAUCAUCGUCGCCUUGUGUUUCACCCUGACGUACGCACCGACUCUGCUGAAGGUCAACCGGAUCUACAGGAUCUUUGACGCCGGCAAGAAGUCCAACAAGCCCCCUCGUUUCAUGGGCCCUCGUAGUCAGCUCACAAUUGUACUGGGCGUCUUUGCAGCAAUGGUUGUGGUUGCUGUCGCCGGCACAUUAGCAAGUCCCACACUGCCAGCUAAGCUGAUUUUCUACCCUCCGGCCGACUACAUCGAAGCCUUCUGCAAGUUCGGCAACGGCUUCCUGGCUUCUCUGAUCUGCAAUCUCCUCAUAGUCCUAGUCUGCUGCUACUACGCCUUCAAGGCUCGCAAGGUACCCAGCAACUACAACGAGUCCAAGUUCAUCGCCAUCAGCGUGUACUCCACUCUGGUCUUCGGCAUGGCGGCCGUGCCCGUCUACAUCACGGCGGCUACCGUUCUGCAGAAGGUUGCCACGCUGUGCGUUGCCAUACUGCUCAACUCCUUCCUGACGCUGUUCUGCGUCUACCUGCCCAAGCUGUACGCCAUUCAACUGGCUAGGGAUGUUCAGGUGAGCGAAUGGCGGGCCAACGACAAGUCCUCUAGCGGCACCGGAUCGACUGGAGUUCAGUCAACUGUCGGAACUAUCAAAGUACAGCCAGUUUCUGGUGCCGUGGGAAUAAAGUAAAGUGUACAACAUCAUUGGGUCAUAAAAAAAUUAGCAACCGAGUACAAGUAGAAAGAUAAAACAUGCUUUAUAAAAGCAUUCAGUGAAAAUAUAUCACAUAAAACCCGUCUGAAUAAUUGAAGCUUUAAUAGUUUGAUGGUCUCCGAGGGUCACACUUAAAGCCUCCUUGAACCUGACUGACUGACUGACUGACUGACUGACUCCCCGUAGCAUUUCGUGAAGUAGGCUACAUAAUGCAUCAAAAGAUAUCAAUUGACUAUUCUGAAUCCGAUUGAUGGCAUUUUGUGCGGUCUAGGGGCAGCCUUAUAGGCAUGUCUUGUCUUGUGUUUAUUUCUUUUCCAAUGCUGGAUUGACUCCUAUUUUAUUAAGUAAAACUGCAAAAACAGUUGUGGCAAUUAAGCGCGUUUCUGUGUGGUUUUAACUUCGUGUGGCACAGUGGCAGGCAAUUUACAGAAAUUUCAUGUAAUCUCCAAGAAGGAGACAAAAGACAAUUUGUUGAAAUGUUCUAAGGAAUUUCCAUAAACUGUUAGGAAAAUGUUUUUU
Molecule: messenger RNA, 3413 nt
Organism: Patiria miniata (bat star)
Lineage: Eukaryota; Metazoa; Echinodermata; Asteroidea; Valvatida; Asterinidae
Product: metabotropic glutamate receptor 1-like
Exons: 2
Coding region: 315-2870 (851 amino acids)
Biological process (GO): G protein-coupled glutamate receptor signaling pathway; regulation of synaptic transmission, glutamatergic
Cellular component (GO): membrane
Molecular function (GO): adenylate cyclase inhibiting G protein-coupled glutamate receptor activity
Source: RefSeq, a predicted model, not a curated record